Messenger RNA from Schistosoma rodhaini, 590 nucleotides. The record is from the annotation of a GenBank genome assembly. NCBI's taxonomy places the organism in Eukaryota, Metazoa, Platyhelminthes, Trematoda, Strigeidida, Schistosomatidae.
GGAUUCUAAGGUGGGACGCAGAGAAAGAAGUUACGACUAUCGUCGGUAUGAUUCAUUUCAUUGGAUAUUUUAUUCAACAUGGUUAGUUUGUGCAUGCUUCAGUUUAGUUAAGUUAUUACAGAUGUUCAAUGUAAGGUAAAUAAUUCUAACUGUUUUGUUUUCAAACCGUUUUUAACAAAAUUGAAACUAGUGCUUGAUCGCAUUUGUAUUCUUAUUACUGUGUAUUUGUUUACAGACGGGAGGGUUUUCGUGGUCGGCAUAUAUUCGUUCGACCAGAUACAUGUAUUACGGAUAUGCACCGAAAUGGAAUACGAUCUGUUGGAUCCAUAAUGAAGUGUUUAAGAUGGUCUCAAUACAAUAUUAACUCACAUUGUAAUGUACCACGACAGUCAUCGUUGAUAACUGAUGAAAUUCCGGAAAAUAUUGUUGAAGUGAAUCAGGAGUUGAAUCCGGGAAUCGACACAUCCAAUCAAUUCGAUCUAAGUACUCAACAGAAUGACAGUGCAAAUAACAAUGUUAUUAUCCCAUAAAUCCAUUACUUCCAACUACUUUUGCUAUCAUGCAAUCACAAGUUAUCAAUCAGAUUUUAA